GUUCGUAAGCGGAACGGUUGCCGCGAACUUGAAGCGGCAUUCGCACGUGGACCAUCGUCGCUGCCGGUAGUGUGCAACCAUUUUAUAAUAAAAAUAGAAACAUAAAAUUAAAUAAACAAUUUACGUCGUAAAUUGCGUCACCAUUUUUUGUUCUAAAAAUUCUUAUCGUUCGCUGCCAGAAAUAAUUGUAAUUGAGAAUUAUACUAGAUUGACUUCGUUUUGCUCACCCCGGUAAUCGACGAGAGUGCAUUGUUGCUAGUUUCUUUUUUUUUUUUUAAUUAUUAUUUUGUUGCAUAUAUUUUAAAAAUAUAUAUAUAUUUAUAUAUAUUCAACUUUGUGUUAAUACUGUGCCAUUUUUUUUCAACUGUGUGAUUAUUUCAAAAAAAAAAUUUCGUGCUCUCUUUGGAUUACGAUAAAAGGAUAAUUUGAAAGUGAAGUUCAUAAAAGAAGAAACAAAAAUACAAUCAUUCCAGUCAAUAUCAAUGCUACGUAGUCUGUGAUAAAAAAAAGAGUUUUAGAAUCAUAAGGCUGGUUUUUGAAAAAAAAAAAAACCGACAAUUUUCUGUCAUUUAAUCUGUCGGGCGAAAUAGGUACACAUUUUUUGAGAAUGCUCAUGCCUGGAGCAGCAGGUCUCACUGCAGUUGGUGCAGUGGGCGCUCCAGCUCCAGAAGAUUUGGUGACUGGUUUAGGUGCAUUGGCUGGAACGACACCACAACAAAAAGAUACCACGUGGACAAAAUUAUUUGUUGGUGGUUUACCAUAUCAUACAACAGACAAAAGUCUCAGGGAACAUUUUAAUGUUUAUGGCGAUAUUGAGGAGGCUGUUGUCAUCACAGACAGACAAACUGGCAAAAGCAGAGGAUAUGGUUUUGUAAUCAUGGGGGAUAGACCAGCGGCUGAAAGAGCUUGUAAAGACCCCAACCCCAUAAUUGAUGGUCGUAAAGCGAACGUUAAUUUGGCGAUACUCGGCGCAAAACCCAGAGGAAAUCUGCAAGCGACAUUCCCAUUCGCUGCAGGUAUUCGCGCUGGAUAUCCCACAGUCCUUCCCAGCCAAUAUAGCGUGCCACCUGGUUAUAUGUAUCAAUCACCAUAUUUGGCAGCGGCAGCACCAGGAGGUUUAGUUCAACUUCCGGCAACGCAAUUGAGUCAUGCGGCAGCAGUUGCUGCAGCUUCGCAAUUUUAUGAAUAUCAAAAUGCCGCUGCAGCGGCGGCAACAUAUCCUGGAACGUCGUAUAAUUUUGCUGAGGCCUAUCCAUAUACAAGUGCUGCAGCCGCUGGUAUGUCUUUGAAAAAUGCUACAACCAAGAGCAACGAGAUCAAUUUGACACACCUACACCACAGUCAGCACAGCAAUGGCAACCAGACAAUGCUGACACAUCAACGUUUGGGAAAAGUGUUCCUGCCACAAUAUCUGCCAACCAUACUCCGUGGCAAUGCAAAUGCAGCAGCAGCGGCGGCAAGUUAUGUAACGCCAUAUACGUACGCAACUUUACCAGGAGCAACAGGAUUACCAACUGCAGCGACAGCAGGAGCAGCAUUUCCUGGAUUGCCUUAUCAAACGACUCCUCAGGAAGCUAGGCUUCAGUAGAAAAGCUCAAAUUUUAUUUCUUGAUCAUUAUUUAAUCGACGAAUCUCAAAAUCGUAAUUUAUAACUAUAUAUAGAUAUCGAACAUCUUUCUACUAGAAAAAAAAAAAAAUUUGUUGAAAUUUCUUGUCUCUUUUUUAAAAUACGUCUCUUUUACACAAAACAAUUCUAUCUCUCUUGAAAAAUUUGACAAAUUUUUUUUUGACAAAACAAGAGAAAUUUAUUCUAAAUAUGUUUUAAAAAAGAAUGAAAUUUUAUCUAGAUUGUUUAAAAUUUUACAAAAAUCAAGAGGCUGGAAAUUUUAUUGUUCAUUGUUGAAUUGUCAUCAUUUAAAAAAAAUAUAUACAAAACAAGUUUUUAUUCUUCUAAAACUUGAUAUUUAUAUUUCUUUUGAAAAGGAAAAUCUUUCACAUUCAACAUACGUCCUCAUAUUAAUUACUCUCUAGCUUCCCUAAUCUUCCCUUUAUAUAGGAGCUAAAAAAAAAAAUUAGCGCAUACGCCUCCAAAGAGAAGUAGAUAUUAAUGUUAUACUAUUUAUAAAAGAAAAAAAGAAUGAGACCUUUUCCUUCGAUUCUCAGUAUAAGGAAUCGAAAGAAUAGGUCGAUUGUAAAAUAGAAUUAAUCAUAGAGUAUAAAAUUAGAAGAAAGAAGCAUAUAAUAAGGGUCUCUUGUAUCCACUGUUCUUCUGUAUAAUGUCACUUUUUGAGAAACCUCUUUUUUUUUUUGAAGAGUUUCUUAUUUUAUAUUAUUUUUUCUAAGACGCAAUUGUAUUUUUUCUUUGAAGCAAAUAUUUUUUUUUUUUCAAAUGUAUUUUAAAAAACUUUUUAUUCUACCAUUUCAAGAACUUUUCUCAAGAAUUAAUUGUAACGGCAAAAAAAAAAAAUGUUUUCUCUUCGACUGAUUUUAAGUUUCGUCUUCUUUGUAAAAAAAAAAAAUCAAUGACAGAAAAUUUAUCGUCAUUUACAGAUCAGCGAAGUUAGGAGUUAAUAUUGUUAAAACUCUAACCGAAGUUGCCUUAUGAGAAUAAUGUCAUCAGAAGUGUCUUAAUUUUGAGGCCUUGUAAAAAAAAAAAAAAAUAUUCAAGAAUCCCUUUUUCUACAUAAAAUAUUAAAAAAUUGUAAUAGAGAAAUGAGUCAUUUCUAUAUGAAAUUUGAAAAAAAAAAUGAAAGAAACAAGUGCCUUAGAAAAGCGCUCUUGGAAUCGGUUAGAAACUAGUCAGUGUCACGUUUGUGUAUGAAACGCAGAGAGAAAAGUGGAUGAGUGAACAAGUUUAAAAAAAAAAAAGUGUGAGAGAGGAAGAGCGAGAGUCAAUUAUCAAGGAUCGCGUUUUGAGGUCAUCUAGUCUUAAAAUUAGAGACCUUUGAGACUUUAGAAAUCGAUGAUUUAAAAAAAAAAUUAGGUGGCUUAGUAGACGUCGAUGAAGAGAGAAUCAUCGAAAUGUAUAAAUAAAGUAGAAAAAAAAAUCAAACAUAAGUCUCGAGAAAGCAGAACAUAGUUUCGGAUAUUAUUAUUAUGUAAUAGGACGAUUAGUAAUAUAAUACAGUUAUUAGGAGGAAAUAGUAAUUACCUAAUUAUUAUAUUAUUAUUAUUGCCAUUAUUAUUAUUAUUAUUAUUAUUAUUAUUACAAUUAUUAUUAUUAUUAUUAUUAUUAUUAUUA
Messenger RNA from Leptopilina boulardi, 3241 nucleotides. Its product is annotated as RNA-binding protein 24-B-like. Gene Ontology annotation, cellular component: cytosol. Gene Ontology annotation, molecular function: RNA binding. Lineage: Eukaryota; Metazoa; Arthropoda; Insecta; Hymenoptera; Figitidae. The record is from RefSeq and is a predicted model, not a curated record. The coding region runs from base 608 to 1588 and encodes 326 amino acids. The transcript has 6 exons.